AAUCAAAAUUAACAAAAACCAAAUCUUUCUAAUUUCUGGGGAAAAGGAUCGACAAGUACCCAAUUCCCCAGAAAUCUUCAUCAUCAUCUUCACCAAAACGCUAUAAGUUUAUACUUAUGGUUCUUCACAUUCCCUAAUUUCCCCAAUUUUAUUUCGGAAAACAAAAAUGGCCCAUUUGUGCAGAAAAUUGUUGCGUUUGAAGCUCAAAAGAACAAUCAUCUGGCGUGUAGCUGUUCUCCGGCGAUGUGCUGGAUCUCUUUGGGACCAAGUUCUUGCUUGUUGGAUCGGAAAACCCAUUCAAUACCGUCAAAUACUCGAAUCCGGCCCUACCGCCACCGUCUGCCACCACUUCCCUUCCGGUGAAAUGGGUUCUUCUUGCGGUGAUGGUAUUGUUUCCGGUGAAAUGAGAACCGUCUCCGCCGUUGGUGAUCGUAAUAAAGACGCUUCUGAUUUGGUUGCUUUGAAGAUUACUCUUUUGGGAGAUAACCUUAUCGGCAAAACAAGCUUCUUGGCUAAGUACAUCGGAAAAGAGAAAAAACACGACGAUUUUCCGGCGACUGAAGUGAAGCAGAUGGAUAAAACUCUAUCUGUUAGAGGUGCAAGAAUUUCUUACAGUAUUUGGGAAGUUGGUGGCGAUGCAUUUUCUGCAGACGACUGCGGUUCCACGGCGGCAAUUCGUGUGGCCUGUAAAGAUUCUGUAGCUAUCUUGUUCAUGUUUGAUCUAACCAGCCGAUGUACAUUGAAUAGUGUGAUCGGUUGGUAUCAACAAGCAAGAAAAUAUAACCAGACGGCGAUUCCGGUGAUGGUGGGUAGCAAGUUUGACGAUUUCAUUGAACUUCCGAUUGAUUUGCAAUGGACGAUCUCAAGCGAGGCAAGAGCAUACGCAAAGGCCAUAAACGCGACUUUGUUCUUUUCAAGUGCGUCGUACAACAUAAAUGUGAACAAAAUAUUCAAAUUUGUGACGGCAAAGCUCUUCAAUUUGCCGUGGAAUUUGGAGCGCAAUCUCAAAGUCGGGGAACCUAUUAUUGACUUUUAGUGUCGUUUUUGGUAAGUUGAUGCUUCUUAUGAUCGUAAAAAUGUUAUUAUAGAUGGUAAGAAGUUUGGGUUGAUAAAAAAUCCGACAAACCCUAGAUAGUUCGAAACUUUUAGAUUUGUUGGUUUUGAUUUUUUUUUUCGACUAUCGGUUUCGAUUGUACUGACGAGUAUGGUGGUGGCUUUGCAAGUCACCCUGCUUUUCUUUUUCAAUUGCGAAAAAUGGUUUUAGAACGC
Cynara cardunculus var. scolymus (artichoke) is the source of this 1269-nucleotide messenger RNA. Its product is annotated as septum-promoting GTP-binding protein 1-like. Lineage: Eukaryota; Viridiplantae; Streptophyta; Magnoliopsida; Asterales; Asteraceae. Gene Ontology annotation, molecular function: GTPase activity; GTP binding. The record is from RefSeq and is a predicted model, not a curated record. The transcript is spliced from 6 exons. The coding region runs from base 167 to 1036 and encodes 289 amino acids.